Metarhizium robertsii ARSEF 23 is the source of this 1626-nucleotide messenger RNA. Its product is annotated as Carboxylesterase type B. The transcript has 2 exons. Bases 1 to 1626 code for a protein of 541 amino acids. Lineage: Eukaryota; Fungi; Ascomycota; Sordariomycetes; Hypocreales; Clavicipitaceae. The record is from RefSeq and is a predicted model, not a curated record.
AUGGGAAACACACUCUCCUACACUACUCAACAACACACCGUCGACCUCGGCCCCCGCGGCAGCAUCACAGGCCUGCAGUACGACAACAAAGCUCGUCGCUAUGCCGCCGUGCCGUACGCGCUGCCUCCCACCGGCCAGCAUCGAUGGCGCAAGCCUCGCCCUCUCCCUCCGUCAUUCACAUACUCCCCUGCCAACCAGCCAUUCAACGCCACGGAGCUGCGUCCCCCCGCGGCACAGGAGGACCGCGACCUGGCCACGGGGCAAGUCAACUCUGCGAAUGACGGCGUCAAGGGCACAGAAGACUGCCUGUACGUCAACAUAUGGACCCCGGUUCCCGCCGACGCAGCCGCGACUGCAAAAUGGCCCGUCAUGGUAUGGCUGCACGGCGGGUGGUUCCAGGUCGGCGACGCAUGCCACGACGCAGCCAGCGACCCGACCGAGCUGAUUUCCACGGGGGGCCUGAACGCCAUCGUCGUAGCCGUGAGCUACCGCCUCAACGUAUUCGGCUUCUUGUCCUCGGGCGCCCUGCUCGAGGAGAGCGGCGGCGAGGCCGCAGGCAACUUUGGCCUGUGGGACCAGAGGCUCGCCCUGGAAUGGGUGCACGACAACAUUGCCGCGUUUGGGGGGGACGUGGACAACAUGACGAUUGCGGGCAGGAGCGCGGGUGCGUACGGCGUCGAGGCGCAGAUUCUACAUGACUUCCGACGGCAUCGCAAUCCGCGUGCAGGAAAGCUGUUUCGCCGCGCGUGGAUGUCGUCGAAUGCGAUUCCCGCGCAGCCAAAGACUGUGCAGGACGCCGAGGCGCAGUUCGACGAGGUCUGUGAGCACUUUGGUAUGCCGGCUUCGUUGCCGCCGGCGCAGAGGCUCGCGCGGCUUCGGGCCACGAGCGAAGCAGACCUCGUGAAAUGCAUCCGCCACUUGAAGAGCCAUACCUUUCGCCCUGUGACGGACGGGCUGUUUUUCCACGCCGGCAUGGUCGAGUACCUGCAGUCGGAGGCCUUUGCGGAGGCCUUUGCGUCGCGGGGGAUGAAGCUGCUCAUAGGAGAAGUUGCUAAUGAGGAGACGCUGUACGCGCAGUUUAAUGGGCCGACGGAGCCGACUCUGGAGUCGUUGCGGCUCCAGGCGGCGAAUUACUACUCCCCUGCGGCGACGGCCAAGAUUCUCGGACAGUAUUCGCUCCCAAAGUCGCGUGACAUUAGGGAUUGGAAGGACGCGUUUGGUAGAAUCAUUGCGGAUGGACAAGUUCGAGCGUCGAGUAGGUAUUUGGUUGACGCGCUGAGCAGACAUGGGCUCACGACGAGGGAUAUUUGGCGGUAUCGAAUUGAUUAUAGAUUGAGCUUCAUUGACGAGACGGUUGCGCCGAUGGAGUACGGGGUUAGUCACGCCAUGGACGGGCCCCUGUGGAAUUAUUCCAUCAAUCAGCUUCCGACAGAUGAGGAGCGCAAAAUGUUGGAUACAUGGGUCAAGAUACUGGUUGCGUUUGUUGGUGGUGAUGAGGACUUUGACUUUGGUACAAGGACCAUCGACGAGGUCAAGGUGCUCACAAGUAAGAUGGAUGUUGCGAUUGAGAAGGAUGCGAGAUAUAACGAGCUUCGAGAGCUUGGUGCCAUAUUCUCACAAAACUGA